Lactuca sativa (garden lettuce) is the source of this 2505-nucleotide messenger RNA. RefSeq lists its product as uncharacterized. The record is from RefSeq and is a predicted model, not a curated record. Lineage: Eukaryota; Viridiplantae; Streptophyta; Magnoliopsida; Asterales; Asteraceae. Gene Ontology annotation, molecular function: zinc ion binding; nucleic acid binding.
AUGGGGAGGAUCGAUCCGAAGCGAAACUCAGUUAUGUUCACCAGGAAUGAAGGCCAAAAAUGUCUGUUCGCCUUGGCUGACAAACAUCUUUAUACCACGUCGUGUUUGGAGCAUGUUCUGGGGAUCAUCAAUCAGUGUAAGCAAAAUUCUGAAGAUGAUAAGAAGUACUUCAAUGACAUGAUCCACUGGUAUAUUCAUUUCAGACAAACUAUUCUUGCCAUCAUUCCUUGCCUGUUCGACACCACAAAGAAGGUUAAUGCAGCAGGAUCCAAUUUUGAUGAUCCGGAGUUCCUACAAAAUCUUCGUGAAGAAUUAAGAAACAUCCAAGAAGGUGGAAAUCGAAGGCAACCCCGCCGUGGUGAACAUAGGGUUGUGGAAGAAUUCAAGGUGUCUGAAUUGCCUGAAUUUGCUGGUGGAACUGAUCCUGAACGCUACUUGGAGUGGGAAAGGAAGAUUGAAAGAAUGUUCGAGUUCAAAGAAGUGGAUGAUGAAAAAAGCUGCAAGUAUGCCAUUCUCAAGCUAAGUGGUGGUGCUUCAUUGUGGUUUGAAGGGCUUAAGGCCAAGAGAACCCGUGAAGGCAAAGAAAAAAAUUGUUCUUGGCUUUCUCUAAAACGAAAGCUAAGAAAGAGAUAUGUUCAUUCUACUCAUAGAAUUGCCACUUACAAGAAGAUUGCUGAUUUGAGGCAAGGAAAAAUGAGUGUUGGAGAAUACAUUGAGGAAUUUGAGAAGUUGUCCUUGAUGGGGGAUAUUGAAGAAAUUGAAGAACAAAAAAUGACUCGUUUUCUAAAAGGGUUGAACUACAACAUUGCCAAUGUUGUGGAGUUGUAUCCUUAUGCUGAUUUUGGAACUCUUUGUGGUUUGUGUUUGAAGUUGGAGGGGCAAGCCAAAGCACAUUAUGGUGGGAGUUCAAGUUUAAGUCUCGAAAAUCCCAAGUCAAAGUCGUGGUCCAAGCCCGAGUCUAGCAAUAGACAAAAUUCUGUUUCUCCUUCUGGUUCUAGUAGUGUUCCCGUUGCUCCCAAACUUACUAGUGGUACCAAAGAAACUAGUUUGGCGAAAAUUAGAUGUUUCAAGUGUCAAGGUUUUGGUCAUUACCAAAAUGCUUGUCCAAACAAAAGGGUGGUGACUUUAAGGGAGGCCAUUGAAUGUCGUGAAGAGUUGGAGGACGAAGAGAGGUUGGCGGGUAUUUUUUAUGAUACACAACAAGAAGAGGAAGAAGAGGAGGAGGUAGAGUAUGAAGCACCGGUGUAUGAUACAGUUUUGGUGCUUAGAACCCUUAAAACUCAAGGGGUUCAAACCGUGGCUGAUAUGGAUCAACGAGACCAAUUGUUUCACACCAAAUGUUUGGUUAGUGACAAGUGGUGUAGUUUGAUUAUUGAUGGUGGAAGUUGUACUAAUGUUGCUUCUAAUGAAAUGGUGACCAAAUUGGGUUUGUCUACUACAAACCACCCAAAACCAUAUGUUCUUCAUUGGUUGGAUGAUGGAAGCAAAAUAAAGGUGACAAAACACGUUAGAGUUGGUCUAACUAUCGGGUCUUAUGAAGAUGAAGUGUUGUGUGAUGUUAUUCCUAUGGAUGCAUGUCAUAUUUUGUUGGGGCGUCCUUGGCAAUUUGAUAGGGACGUGUUACAUAGAGGGAGGAGCAAUGAAUAUGAGUUGAAACACAAUAAUAAAAAAAUUGUGUUAAAACCCAUGUCCCCAACGGCCAUAAGGUCCAUGAAUUCUAAACAAGUAAAAAAACCUAAUCUUUCUAUGUUUGCUAGUGAAAGGGAGGUGGAGCAAGUUCUUGACAAAGGUGAUGUUAUCUACAUGCUUGUGGCCAAAGAGCAUGCAAAGGUGGAGAAGAUGGUGCAUGGAGAAAACGCUAUUGCUGAUUUGCUUUUGGAGUUUCAAGAUGUGUUUCCAAGCGAAUUACCACCGGGUUUGCCUCCAAUCCGUGGUAUCGAACACCAAAUUGACCUUAUUCCGGGUGCUCCUUUGCCUAAUAAAGCUGCCUAUAGAUGUAAUCCGGAGGUGACAAAAGAGUUGCAAAAACAAAUUGAUGAACUCAUGAAAAUGGGUUAUGUUCGUGAAAGCCUAAGUCCUUGUGCUGUUCCAGUUUUGUUGGUUCCAAAAAAAGAUGGUUCUUGGAGGAUGUGUGUUGAUAGUAGGGCUGUUAAUAACAUCACCAUAAAAUACCGAUUUCCUAUUCCUAGAGUUGAUGAUUUGUUGGACGAGUUGCAUGGUUCUAUUGUGUUCUCAAAAAUUGAUUUGAGAAGUGGUUACCAUCAAAUUCGUAUGCGUGAAGGGGAUGAAUGGAAAACAGCCUUUAAAACUAAACAUGGAUUGUUUGUGGUUGUGUACCUUCAUGAUAUCUUGGUAUAUAGCAAGAGCUUGGAGGAUCAUUUGGUGCACUUAAAACAGGUUUUCGAGACGUUUAGAGCUCAAAAACUCUAUGGCGAAUACAGUCUCCAUCAUAAUGGCGAAUACAGGGAAUCUCCCAAAGUGCAACAAGUGCAGUCUCCAUCAUAA